This is a messenger RNA of Oikopleura dioica, 795 nucleotides long. The record is from the annotation of a GenBank genome assembly. NCBI's taxonomy places the organism in Eukaryota, Metazoa, Chordata, Appendicularia, Copelata, Oikopleuridae.
AUGUCAGACAAUCCAUUCGGCGAUGAUGACACUGAAAAAUCCCAACAAGCGACUCCGCAACAAACCCAAAAGCAAGAUUUUCAAGUAGCUCAGGAGACAUCAUUCUCGCCCGAAAGUCAAUCUAUUUCCCGAUUGACAGCGGCCACCCGCUUCUACAUUCGCCGACCGCGAGAGCCCGAUCAAGUUCUCGUUUCACAUGAUGUCACCAAGAAGUUCGAAGUGCUCGAUCAAAAUGGCGCGCCGAUGUAUUAUCUCGUCCAGGAGGAUUCUUGCUGCAGCAGAACCUUCUGCUGCAUGGGAAAAUGGUUCUCCGUCGAUGUCUACGAUCUCGAUGAAGUUCACGUCGGCCACUUAGAAAAAUCGAUCGGAUGUCUAACAUGCUGGUGCGGCUGCUGCCCGCAAAACAUGGACAUUCACUUUCCUCCGACAAAGAAGAUUGGACAGAUUUCGCAGACUUGGAAUUUCUUCGGCUCGCCCGAGUUUAGGACGGUGAAUGAUAAACGCGACUUGGUAUUUUUGUUCUCAGGAAGUGGAUUGUGCGGAGUCAAGAAGAUCUCUAUUUCUAGUGGAACUAAAGAGCGAGUUGGAAAGAUGAAGAAUCAGUGGGAUGGUUUACCAGCAGCACAAUUCGGCAGUCAAAUUUGCUUCGGAGUUGAUUUUGAAAAGUCAAAGACAAAGCUCGAUUUAGAACAUUUAUAUCUUCUUCUUGGCAGCUCAUUUCUAAUGGCCUACAAUUACUUUGGCGCCAACAAAAAAGUGAAGCACGAAGAACUCAUCGGUCUGAAAUCAUCCUGA